Molecule: messenger RNA, 2170 nt
Organism: Melanotaenia boesemani (Boeseman's rainbowfish)
Lineage: Eukaryota; Metazoa; Chordata; Actinopteri; Atheriniformes; Melanotaeniidae
Gene: mmp19
Product: matrix metallopeptidase 19
Exons: 9
Coding region: 92-1513 (473 amino acids)
Biological process (GO): proteolysis; extracellular matrix organization; collagen catabolic process
Cellular component (GO): extracellular matrix
Molecular function (GO): zinc ion binding; metalloendopeptidase activity
Source: RefSeq, a predicted model, not a curated record
AAGAGUCUGUUGUAAGACUCUGCUGAGCACUUCUCAGGCUUUAAAACACCAGCUGUGGAUAUCUAGGGCAAAAUCCGUUAAUGAAAAUUUGAUGAUGGACUAUUCAAGGCUGCUGAUGCUGCUGGUGGUUCUCAGCGUCAGAGGAACAUGGUGUGCAGUUGUGCAAUGGGCAGAGUUAAAUGAAGCAACGGCAUAUUUAAGGCAGUAUGGGUACCUGAAUGACCCGGCUGAUCCACAAGAUCCACAUUAUCUGGAGGAAGUCAUGGAAGCUCUCAGAGUCUUCCAGGGAGUGAAUGAUCUGCCACCUACUGGAGAGUUAGAUGAUGCUACCCUGGAGGUGAUAAGACAGCCACGCUGUGGAUUGCAGGAUCCUUUUAACAAGAAGUUUCACAAGUACAGAGUGAUGGGUCAUUGGAGAAAAAGGAGUCUGACCUACCGCAUCUACAACUACACACCUGACAUGAAGAAGUCACAAGUCACAGCUGCCAUCCGUUCUGCCUUCAAGUACUGGAGUGAUGUAACGGCUUUGACUUUCAGAGAAAUUGACUAUGGCAGAGCAGACAUAAGAAUCACUUUUCAUAAGAAAGAUGGCCUCUGUUCUGUCCCAUUUGAUGGCCGCGGUCACGUUCUGGCUCAUGCUGAGUCACCAGAAUCUGGUAUCGUCCACUUUGAUGAGGAUGAGUUCUGGACCGAGGGAUCAUAUUAUGGUACUAAUCUGCGUAUUGUAGCUGCCCAUGAGAUAGGUCAUGCCCUCGGUCUGGGCCACUCUCAGUUCAGAACUGCUCUGAUGGCACCAGUCUAUGCUGGUUACCGUGCCAACUUCAGGCUGCAUUCAGAUGAUGUGAAAGGCAUCCAGGCACUAUAUGGCAAACGCAUCACCAGCACUAUAGCAAGUCCAACAACUUCAGACAGUCUUCCUACAGACAACAGCUUUGGGACUGAGAACAUUCCUGAUCCCUGCACUGCUGUGCUGGAUGCCAUUAUGUUAGGUCCAUGGGAGAAGACCUUUGCUUUUAGUGGUGACUAUGUCUGGACUAUCUCUGACCUGGGCCAUAAUACACCAAUAAAAAUCAACAGACUGUGGAGGGAACUCCCUGGAAACCUGAAUGCCGCUGUGACCUCUCAAAGAACCAAGAAGACAUACUUCUUUAAAGGCAGUAAAGUUUGGAGGUAUACAAGGUUCACACUUGACUACGGCUACCCCAAACAGGUGCAAAGGAUCCCUGCAAACAUCGAUGCAGCCUUAUACCUGCAUAAGAACAAGAAGCUAGUCUUCAUUAAGGGUUCAGAGCACUGGCAGUUUGAUGAGCUGAUGUACACAGACCUAACUUUCUACCCCAAACCACUCAGCAUGCUCUUCUCCGGAGUGCCAUCCGCUCCUGACGCAGCCUUCACCUGGAACAAUGGAAAAAUCUUCUUCUUUAAGGGGGAUGAUUACUGGCGAGUGAAUGAGCUACUGAAAGUAGACACAGGAUACCCGUUGAGUAUGAAGGAGCGCUGGAUGCGAUGCUAGUGCUCAACCGUUAGGGGGCAGCAGGUACCCAGAGGUCUGAGGCUGCGAGCUCAUGCCAGGGGCAUUGACACACACCAACUUCAUUACAGUGAUUGGUUGUGAAUUAUUAGUGAUUAUAGAAAACUUUUUGAGAAAACUGACUAUUUUCACUGGAUCUGAUAACCAAGCUACCUUCCAGAGCAGGAAUUUUGUGAGACUGAACUCUUGUACUGUGUGACUCUCUUACAGCUGAAUGAUGAUCUUGUGGAGAAAUCAAAGCCUUCUGUUUUUUGUUUGACAUGUGUGUUGCAUUAUGUGUCGCAAUAGUCUCAAUAAGAUUUAAUAUAAUAGGAGUGUACACUUUCUCGUCAGUUUAACCAGCUUCUUACUAUGUCAAGUGGACACUUGUUAUAAAUCACAUAUAAAUCUGUGAGGCCAUGCAAUAUAGAUUUGGUCCUGAUUUCAGUUAGAACCAUAAUUUCUGAUUACAAAAUACUUUUUUACUACCUUCUUUGUCAAUUAAAGCAAACCAACCUGCAUUCAGACCAAAAGGACAGAAAAAUAUUUAACAUUCAGUGAUGAAAGACUUGUUUGUCCUGCAUUGUGCUGUCUGAAAAAAAAAAAAAAAAAACGUGGAGACACCAUGGCAACACCAACCAAUUGCAGAGAAGGAAAUCC